Messenger RNA from Austrofundulus limnaeus, 4673 nucleotides. It is a transcript of the gene adcy2b, whose product is annotated as adenylate cyclase 2b (brain). Gene Ontology annotation, molecular function: adenylate cyclase activity. Bases 534 to 3890 code for a protein of 1118 amino acids. Gene Ontology annotation, cellular component: plasma membrane. The record is from RefSeq and is a predicted model, not a curated record. Gene Ontology annotation, biological process: adenylate cyclase-inhibiting G protein-coupled receptor signaling pathway; cAMP biosynthetic process; intracellular signal transduction. The transcript is spliced from 25 exons. NCBI's taxonomy places the organism in Eukaryota, Metazoa, Chordata, Actinopteri, Cyprinodontiformes, Rivulidae.
GCAGAGUAACAUGUUGCCUCGGUGAGCAGAGGCUGCCAGCUCUCCAUCACCAAUCAGAAGCAGAUAAACCUGGACGGGAGAAGAGCUGAAGUCUCAGGCUCUUUCCUCAAACAAGCCUCUGUGGCAGCAGCAGCAGCAGCAGCAGCAGCAGCAGCAGCAGCAGCAGCAGCAGCAGCAGCAGCAGCAGCAGCAGGACUGGUUUUCACACUGUCCUGACUCAGUUUGUCACCUCCAGAGAGAAGGAGCGGCAGAAGAUGCGACAGGAGCUGCAGGAGCUGGAAAGUUGGCUCUCCUGAUCAUCGCUCCUUCGAGGCUGAGACAAACUUUUUUUUUCUUUUAGGGCGAGGAAGAAGACAGGCAGCAGUGGACUUUCCCUCUCAGGAGGCGGUGGGUGAGAAAACAUUUCUCACCCCUGCUGGAUUAUCUCCUUUUUUUUAAGUUUCUUUUAUUUAUUUUUUUAAAAGUUUUUUUUCUUUUACUGUCAGGGAAAACAGCCCCCUCCCAUCCAAUCACCCAGCCACUGGCAGCUCCCCAUGUGGCAGGAGGCUCUGUGGACCCGCGGACGCUACCUGCUGGAGAAGAACGAUGGAGGUGAGGGCGCCGAGGGGCCCGAGGGCCUGGGGGACGGGUGCCCCGGGUUCCAGGGCGAGGCGUGCCUGGAGGGCGAGAAGCCUCAGGACUGGCUGUACGAGUCGUACUACAGGAUGAGCCAGCAGCAUCCGCUGAUCGUGUUCCUGCUGCUGAUCGUCAUGGGAACCUGCCUGGCGCUGCUGGCCGUGUUCUUCGCUUCAGGACUGAACACAGAGGAUCACUUGACGUUCCUGAUUGCGGUGCCCACAGCGCUCUUCCUCUUCCUGUCAAUCUUCAUCCUUGUCUGCAUCGAAUCUGUCUUCAAGCGGAUGCUGCGCCUCUUCUCUCUGCUAAUAUGGGCCUGUCUGGUCACCAUGGGCUACCUGUUCAUGUUCUCGGGAGGCAGACUCAGUCCGUGGGACCAGGUGUCCUUCUUCCUGUUCAUCGUGUUUGUGGUCUACACUAUGCUGCCCUUCUCCAUGAAAUGGGCCAUUAUCGCCAGCGGUCUGACCUGCCUCUCGCACACUGUCACCCUCAGCAUCUGUCUGACCUCCACUGUCACUGAACUGGAACCUCUAGUCUGGCAGGUCCUGGCCAACAUCAUCAUCUUCACCUGUGGGAACCUGGCCGGGGCGUACCACAAGCAUCUCAUGGAGCUGGCCCUCAAACAGACCUAUCAGGACACCUGCAACUGCAUCAAGUCUCCCAUCAAACUGGAGUUUGAGAAGCACCAACAGGAGCGUUUACUGCUGUCCUUACUGCCUGCUCACAUAGCCCGAGUGAUGAAAGCUGAGAUCAUCCAGAGGCUGCAGGGACCCAACUUCGGUCGAACCGAGAGCACCAAUAACUUUCACAACCUCUAUGUGCAGCGGCACACCAACGUCAGCAUUCUGUAUGCAGACAUUGUGGGCUUCACCAGGUUGGCCAGUGACUGCUCUCCAGGAGAACUCGUUCACAUGCUGAAUGAACUUUUUGGCAAAUUUGACCAAAUUGCAAAGGAAAACGAGUGCAUGCGGAUCAAGAUCCUGGGCGACUGCUACUACUGCGUGUCCGGGCUGCCCGAGUCGCUGCCGAACCACGCCAGGAACUGCGUGAAGAUGGGCCUGGAUAUGUGUGAGGCCAUCAAAAAAGUCCGAGAUGCCACCGGGGUGGACAUCAACAUGCGCGUCGGCGUCCAUUCUGGAAACGUCCUCUGCGGCGUGAUCGGACUCCGCAAGUGGCAGUACGACGUGUGGUCACACGAUGUAACGCUAGCCAAUCAUAUGGAGGCGGGAGGAGUGCCGGGGAGGGUCCACAUCUCUUCUGUGACGCUGGAGCAUCUGAAAGGCUCCUACAAGGUGGAGCCUGGAGACGGGCAGAGCAGAGACUCGUACCUGAAGGAGCACAACGUGGUCACCUACUUGGUUAUCAACCCUAAGACUGAAAGGCACAGCCCACUGCUAAGCGUGCGCUCUCGACCCUCUCUGGACGCUGGGAAGAUGAGGGCGUCAGUCAGGAUGACACGGUACCUGGAGUCCUGGGGAGCUGCUAAACCCUUCGCCAAUCUCCACCAUCGAGACAGCAUGACCACAGACAAUGGCAAGAUCAACACUACAGACGUCCCAAUGGGGCAGUAUUACCUCCAGAGACGAGAGAGAUCCAAGUCUCAAAGGAAAAGGUUCGAAGAGGAGCUCAACGAACGGAUGAUUCGCACCAUCGAUGGCAUCAACUCACAGAAACAGUGGAUGAAAUCCGAGGACAUCCAGAGGAUCUCAUUGUUCUUUCACAACAAAGCUCUGGAGAAAGAGUACAGAUCCACUACGCUACCUGCCUUCAAGUACUACGUCACCUGUGCCUGCCUCAUAUUCUGCGGCAUAUUCGUGGUGCAGGUCCUCGUCUUGCCCAAAACUGCCGUGCUGGGGAUCUCCUUCGGCCUGACUUUCCUGUUUUUGGCUUUGAUCCUGCUGCUCUGCUUCGCCAGUCACAUUCUGCAGGGAGGGAAGGGCUCGGUCUGCUCCCUUCCAUGGCUCCCGACUUCCUCUCGCAUCAUUGUCACCAACAACCCCUGGCUGCGAUUGGUCCUCACCAUGACGACCACCGCUCUCAUCCUGGUGAUGGCCGUGUUCAACAUGUUUUUCAUGGAGGAUCCUGGAGGAUCUGUGGACGACAUCCUGCCGACUUCUCCCUCCCUCCUGAAUCUAACCAACAACAGCCUGUCUGACAGCACAGAGAGAGACUCGGACAAAAACAAGUUUUAUCUGCCGUACUUCAUCUACUGCUGCAUCCUGGGCCUGGUCUCGUGCUCAGUGUUCCUCAGGAUUAACUAUGAACUGAAGAUGAUGGUGAUGCUGGUUGCCGUGGUGAUCUACAACAUCAUCAUCCUCCAGACGCACGCCACUCUGCUGGAUGGCUUUAGCAAAGCCAUGUACUCCACAGAUCAGCUGGACAGACCGGGGGUCCUGAAGGAUCUGAAGACCAUGGGUUCUGUGUCUCUGUUCAUCUUCUUCAUCACCCUGCUGGUGUUAGCCAGGCAGAAUGAAUAUUACUGUAGGCUGGACUUCCUGUGGAGGGACAAGUUCAAGAGGGAGUGCGAGGAGAUCGAAACCAUGGAGAACCUAAACCGUGUUCUGCUGGAGAAUGUCUUGCCAGCUCACGUCGCAGAGCACUUCCUGGGACGCAACUGGAAAAAUGAGGACCUUUAUCAUCAGUCGUACGAGACCGUGUGCGUGAUGUUCGCCUCCAUCCCAGACUUCAAAGAGUUUUAUACAGAGUCUGAUGUCAAUAAGGAAGGACUGGAGUGCCUCCGACUUCUCAAUGAGAUCAUAGCAGACUUUGAUGAGCUGCUGUCCAAGCCCAAGUUCAGCGGCGUGGAGAAGAUAAAGACCAUUGGCAGCACCUACAUGGCCGCGACUGGUCUUAAUGUGACGCCAGGACCUGAGAGUACGCAGGAACAUGACAGACAGUACAUGCACAUAGGCACAAUGGUGGAGUUUGCCUUUGCUCUUGUUGGGAAGCUAGACGUAAUCAACAAGCACUCUUUUAAUGACUUCAAACUCCGUAUUGGCAUAAACCAUGGGCCAGUUAUUGCAGGAGUCAUUGGAGCCCAGAAACCUCAGUAUGAUAUCUGGGGAAACAGUGUUAAUGUGGCCAGUAGGAUGGAGACCACUGGGGUGUUGGGGAAAAUACAGGUAACAGAGGAGACGAGUGGCAUCUUAACAAGUCUCGGGUACAUGUGUUCAUGUCGUGGCAUCAUCAACGUAAAAGGCAAGGGUGACCUGAAGACCUACUUUGUUCACACAGAGAUGACCAGAUCUCUGUCACAGGGGACCGUGAUGCCUUGAACGCCACACAAACUGAACAAACUGACAUUAAAAACACUUGUGCUCAAAAAAAAAAAAGAGAGACAGAAUGAUGCUGUAAGUAAAACCCAUUAUUAGAAGCCAGCAGUGCAAUGGAUGGACAGUUGUCAAGAACCACUUUUUUUAAAUUGAUUUAUUUUUUUGUUCUUCGCGGCUCGUUGUGGGAACGUGGUCCAGGUGCGCCUCCACAGCCCUUCAACGCGGCACUCCACGGGUGGCUUUCACCGCUCGAGUGUAACAAGGACUUCCCUCUGAGGAGUCGCUUCACUGUCAAAAAGGAGUGCCUGACUGAAGAGAGGUUUGCUGAAUUAGUGCAGCUCUCAAGGACCACAGUCACCCAGCUGUAAAAUAGUAGUGAUGUGGAGGUGAUUACCCAUGCCGGUGUUGCAGUGCUUCACAGCCUUAUACUUGAGCAAACUGAGCUGCCUGUCGAGCUGAUUUUUGUUUUGUUUUGUUUUUUUUUAUCUCCACAUGGUCGGCACUGGGAAUGGUUUCAUUCCAAGUUGAUGUUACAAUAGUUUUUUUAUCAUAUAGAGCUGUCGAUGCCAACAAAUCGUCAGCGUGCUGGGUAGUGCGCCAAAAGCCUGUGAUUGUAUUUAUAGCUUUAUAGCUGCGUUUGUAUCCCACACGAACAGGUGGAAUCAGUCAAUCAAUAGAAGAAUGUUUCAGUUUUUUAUAUAUUUCAUCUGGAGCCAAACCAACAGCAUGUCUGUAAAUGUCCAUUGUCAGUAUUUUGUUAUGCAUUAAAGAUUUGUAUAUAAUUGA